AUGCGUUUCUCAUCCUCAAUUGUCCUGUUUGCAUCCACCGUUGUUGGCCUGGGCAUUAAUUGCCGUGGCAGCGGCUUGUGCAACCUCUCUUUCGGUCCCAGUAUCCAGAACAUCCAAGAUCAGAUAGGCAACAUGAUUGCCGAUGGUCAAGGCGAUAGAUUCUUUGGCGAUGGCGCCCAAGUCGCUUGCACAUCAGGUGACGUAGGCAGCAUAUGUGCGUUCUUCCAGAGCGGCGCUUCUGGAACAGCCAACGAUGCUUUCCACUACAUGCAGGAGAUUAUCGAUCACGGUUGCAAGCUUUGUGGAAGUGUUCCUACACAGCCGGGAAAUAACGUGGCGAACGGGCAAUUGACUGUCAAUGCUGUCAAAUAA
Fusarium tjaetaba is the source of this 372-nucleotide messenger RNA. RefSeq names its product killer toxin Kp4 SMK-like core. The record is from RefSeq and is a predicted model, not a curated record. Bases 1 to 372 code for a protein of 123 amino acids. Gene Ontology annotation, cellular component: extracellular region. The transcript has 3 exons. NCBI's taxonomy places the organism in Eukaryota, Fungi, Ascomycota, Sordariomycetes, Hypocreales, Nectriaceae.